AUGGCUCUGCCACUGAGUUGUAACGGACACCCGCCCAUCAAUGUUCAGGUUGACAUUGGUGGAGACAUUAUCCCGCGUUCGCUGGUAGUCUCUCGAUUGGAUGAUAUGGACAUGAGGGUAAUCUGCGCACUCGGAGACGGGACUCUAGUAUACUACACCCUGGCACCGAACCAAGCAGCCAUAACCGCAGAUGAUGGUAUCAACACCUCAACAGACACCGAAGUCACAUACAUGCUGACGGACAGGAAACACGUGACCUUGGCAACGCAGCCCAUAGAAUUGUCGCUAUUCCGUACCAAUGGACGCGAGUGCGUGUUUGCGGCGAGUGAUAGACCGGCGGUGAUAUACAGCUCGCAUGGCAAACUGGUGUUUUCUAAUGUCAAUGUGAAGGAUGUGGCGCACAUGUGUCCGCUGAACUCAGAGGCGUUUCCCGAGAGUCUGGCCGUGUUCUCUGACAUGCAGAUGACCAUUGGCACCAUAGAUGAGAUUGAGAAACUGCAUGUGCGCACCAUCCCAUUGGAUGCCAUGCCCCGCCGCAUCCAGAACAUGGAGUCCACAGCCACACUGCUGGUGGCGACCAUACAGACAACAAUGGAUGUUGAGUUCAAAGAGCAUGAUAUCUCGCGGCUCAGCCUGUACGAUGAGCUUACAUUUGAAGUGCUGGAUACGUUCGAGAUGGAAGAGAACGAAGACAUCUGCUCGCUGUGUGUGGUCUCGUUCGAUGCGCCGGCCUCUGAGUCUGCGAAGGAUGGAGAAGGCCCGCUCGCUGCAUCAGACAACGCCGAAGAUUCAGACACACAAGCGGAGGCAGCCGAGGUCACGGUGGCCGAUGCAGAGUACUACUACGCCGUAGGUACUGCGUUUGUGCUACCAGCGGAGGAUGAGCCCAAGGCUGGCCGAGUGUAUCUGUUCAAGGUGGUGGAUAGCAAGCUGGUCAAGAUAUGCGUGACGAACUUCAAGAGCGCUCCGUAUUCCAUGUGCGUAGCCAGCAAUCGGUUGGUGGUGAGUCUCGGGUCAAAGAUAUGUCUGUACUCUCUCAGGCCCGGGGACGGGGGCAGCAAUGUAAAGGAGCUGGCUCUGGAAUACUCGUACCAUGGAGGCAUUGUAUACCUCUACCUGAAGGGCCACGGAGACUUCAUAUUAGCUGGGG
Sphaeroforma arctica JP610 is the source of this 1150-nucleotide messenger RNA. RefSeq lists its product as hypothetical. Gene Ontology annotation, biological process: proteasome-mediated ubiquitin-dependent protein catabolic process; DNA repair. Lineage: Eukaryota; Ichthyosporea; Ichthyophonida. The transcript has 6 exons. The record is from RefSeq and is a predicted model, not a curated record. Gene Ontology annotation, cellular component: site of double-strand break; nucleus. The annotation marks the transcript as partial. Gene Ontology annotation, molecular function: nucleic acid binding; protein binding.